AUGGAGAUAUCGACACUGCCAAUUUCUGCUUCGCACAGAGGACAGCUGAUAUCAGCAGGCUACACGUCUCUCUCGUCUCUAUCUUCCAUAUCUCAUUCAAAGCUAGCUCAAGAUUUGAAGAUUACGGAAAACGAGGCGGUGGAGAUUCUGACAGUUUGUUCGGCAAGAAAUGGGCUGAGCAAAACUGAGAACGGAAAUCACGCGAUUGUGAAUG
Striga hermonthica is the source of this 214-nucleotide messenger RNA. NCBI's taxonomy places the organism in Eukaryota, Viridiplantae, Streptophyta, Magnoliopsida, Lamiales, Orobanchaceae. The record is from the annotation of a GenBank genome assembly.